CGGCACUUAAACGGCGCUGGGAACGAUUCUCCUCGGGAGCGCAGAGGGAGAUCGCGGCUUGCAAACGCCGGUUUUAUAAUUGAUCAGCGUGAACAUGAAGCUCUUGAAGCCGAGUUGGGUCAAUCACAAUGGUAAACCAAUAUUCUCAGUUGACAUCCAUCCAGAUGGAACUAAGUUUGCUACAGGUGGCCAAGGUGAGGACUCUGGGAAAGUGGUCAUUUGGAAUAUGGCCCCGGUUCUUCGAGAGGAAGAUGAGAGGAACGAGAAUAUUCCCAAAUUGCUUUGUCAGAUGGACAAUCACUUAGCAUGUGUGAAUUGCGUGCGCUGGUCAAAUAAUGGCUUAUACCUGGCAUCAGGAGGAGACGACAAACUGGUCAUGGUGUGGAAGAGAGCUGCUUUCAUAGGUCCAAGCACAGUGUUUGGGUCCAGCAGUAAACUGGCUAAUGUGGAACAGUGGAGGUGCGUCAUGAUUCUGAGGAACCACACGGGAGAUGUAAUGGAUGUCGCCUGGUCACCUCAUGAUGUCUGGCUCGCAUCCUGCAGUGUGGAUAACACCAUCGUUAUAUGGAACGCUCGAAAAUUUCCAGAGAUUGUGAUGACUUUAAAGGGACACACAGGGCUGGUGAAAGGCCUGACGUGGGACCCUGUUGGAAAGUACAUCGCUUCCCAGGCUGAUGACCGUAGCCUGAAGGUCUGGAGGACCAUGGACUGGCAGCUGGAGACAAACAUCACCAAACCCUUCAGUGAAUGUGGCGGCACUACACACGUCCUGAGGCUGAGCUGGUCUCCAGAUGGUCAGUACCUAGUUUCAGCUCAUGCCAUGAAUAAUUCUGGGCCCACAGCUCAGAUCAUCGAACGCGACGGCUGGAAGACCAACAUGGACUUUGUGGGUCAUCGAAAAGCUGUUACUGUGGUGAAGUUCAAUCCUAAGAUCUUUAAGAAGAAACAGAAGAAUGGUAGUACACCCAAACCCAGCUGUCCGUACUGCUGCUGUGCUGUGGGUAGUAAGGACCGCUCACUCUCUGUAUGGCUCACCUCACUCAAGCGCCCACUGGUGGUCAUCCAUGACCUCUUUGAUAAAUCCAUUAUGGAUAUUACAUGGACACUCAAUGGGCUGGGACUCCUGGUGUGCUCCAUGGAUGGCACUGUGGCUUUCUUGGAUUUCUCACAGGAUGAACUGGGAGAUCCCUUGAAUGAAGAGGAAAAGAAUGCUAUUCAUCAGAACAUCUAUGGAAAGAGUCUGGCCAUCACGAUGGAGUCCCAACUUUCCAGCACAAUCAUUGAGAACCCAGAAAUGCUGAAGUAUCAGCAGGAGCGGCAGGGGAACCAGAACCCCAAUGAAGCCCAGGGAAUCGGUCCUGAGAACCAGACACCCAAACUCACCAAUGUGCUCAACGGAGAGUCCCUGGAGGACAUCAGAAAGAACCUCUUAAAGAAGCAGGUGGAGACCAGAACCGCAGAUGGGAGGAGAAGAAUCACACCUCUCUGCAUCGCACAGCUCGACACGGCGGACUUCUUACCAGCGUUGUUCAACAGCGUCCCAAUCUUGCCGGGGUCGUCUGCAUCGACUCAGCUCACCCCUCAGAUCUCUUCGGAUUCUAGUACGGCCAACUCGCUUGGCUUGCGACCCUCACAUGACCCCACCACCACCUCUCCCAACAAAACUGCGGAAGACAACAAGGACAGUGGAACUGCAGCUGUGAACUCGAUCGGGAUGAAAUCGAAUCUGCUGUUGACAUCUGCCUCCAAGAUCGAGCCCAUGAAAGCGCUGGAUUCGCGAUUUACCGAAAGGUCAAAGGCCAUGCCAGGGGUCACUAGUGUACCCCUCACUAUAGGCAUCACCCCACUUGACAGGGUAAAAGACAGCAGCUCUGUGAAGGAGCCGAAAGGAAAAGAUGAGACCAGCAGCGACAGUGAGGACAAGAUCAUGGUGAAAUCUAUUGCCAAGAGGAAGGGAGAGAUGGAGGGAGCAGAGGUGGUAGAGAAGAGGAAGAAGGGAAGGCCGAGGAAAGAUGCCAAAACGAUGCCCUUCCCACAGACUCCAGUCGAGCCGUCUCGAUUAACAACACCUAUAGCGGUGUUAAAACUUCCUACCCCAUCCAUACAGAAAUCAUUCAGCACUCAGGUGAGCACAGAUGGAGUCACGUAUCUGGAGGUGGAGAACGAGGUCUCUGUGGUGUCUGGAUCUCGUCUCAGUCAGCUCAAAUGGAGCAGAGAGGGGCGAGAGUGGGACGUGCUGCUGCCCAGUCGCAUCAUCAUCGCAGCUGGCAGCAGCAAUGUUGUUGCUGUAGCUUGUGAGGACCGCACACUCUCUGUCUUCACUGCGUGUGGACGGAGACUGAUUCCAUCCAUCAUUCUGCCCGUCCCCAUGUCAGCACUUCAUUGCUCGGGACACUUUGUCAUGGCGCUGACCGCAUCAGCCAUGCUGUCUGUCUGGGAUGUUCAGAAACAGACGGCUUUGGUCAAAAAUGAAUCUCUGAAUCCAAUCUUAUCAGGCACAGAUGCCACAGUAAGUCAGUCUUUUUUGACUCAGCAAGGUGUAGCUGUGGUGUCGCUGUCAAAUGGAAAAACAUACUGCUUUAACUCGUCGCUGGAGACCUGGAAUUUGAUCGCAGAUAAGCAGGACUCUCUUGUACAGUGCACAGACUUCCGCAAUUGCGUGUCCGCUCAGGAUGCUCUGGGCUCCAUGGGGCCACUGGCCCUAACACAGGGCCGUAAUCUAAGUGCGGGGCGGUUGGCAUCUCGCUUGUCAUCGACUCCUCACCACUUGCAGCAGGGAAUGACUCUGGCCUUCCUGGAGAAGCAGCUCUCCUCCGCCCUCAUCCUCCUCUCAGCAAGCGAGUACAGGCACUGGCUUCUAAUCUACGCACGUUUCCUCGUAAAUGAGGGUGAGUGA
Sinocyclocheilus anshuiensis is the source of this 2896-nucleotide messenger RNA. RefSeq names its product histone cell cycle regulator a (gene hira). Bases 95 to 2896 code for a protein of 933 amino acids. The record is from RefSeq and is a predicted model, not a curated record. The transcript is spliced from 23 exons. Gene Ontology annotation, cellular component: chromatin; nucleus; HIR complex. Gene Ontology annotation, biological process: DNA-templated transcription; chromatin remodeling; regulation of DNA-templated transcription. Gene Ontology annotation, molecular function: protein binding; nucleosome binding. NCBI's taxonomy places the organism in Eukaryota, Metazoa, Chordata, Actinopteri, Cypriniformes, Cyprinidae.